UCUCCAGGGCAGGAGAAAGAGAGAGACAGUCAGAGAAAGAGAGAGGGAGUGAAACAGAGAGGCAGCAAACGAGUGCAGCUCUUCUCUCCAUCAGCAUCCAACUUUUACAACUCUACACCAUGGGGAGGCCACCAAGUGUCGUUUCCAUCCUUCUCUUCCUCUACUGGCUGAGGGCUUCGUGGGAGGCUCAGGUAUCCAACCCUGUCACCUUCCCAUCCAAUGCAACUGUUUUUUCUCAUGUCUACACUAUCAAGCUCGCAGGAGAUGUAACAGAGGGUGAAGGAGACUCCUCUUUGCCCCAAGAGGCAUUGGGCCCUCCUGGGUCCUCCCGUGGAGGAGGUCUAUAUGAACACACUCUGGACGGGCCCGAUCAGGAGCACGUAGUUUUCACCCACCGCAUCAACCUUCCCCCGCAGUCCUGUGGGUGUGCACCCGGCACUGAGGACACUCGGGAUCUUCUGAAGCGGUUACAGGCACUUGAGAAUGAAGUACGGUCACUAAGGGACACAUGUCAAGCCGGACGUGGAUGCUGUCCUGCUACUGCCCACAGCCAGGCCAGCACAGGCCAAACAGACAUACGCAGUUUGUGUUCACACCAUGGUUCCUUCGACCUCUCCCGCUGCCAGUGUGAAUGUGAGAUGGGCUGGGGUGGCCCCACCUGUGCUGAACCUGUCUGCUCCGGUGGGUGUGGUGGCCCACAGCGUGGCAAGUGUGUGAAUGGCCGUUGCCAGUGCCGUCCUGGCUACUCGGGCACCCGCUGCGAAGAGCCACCUUCCUGCCCAGAUGACUGUAAUGAUCAAGGCCGCUGUGUGGAUGGGCGUUGCAGUUGCUUCCCGGGCUACAUCGGCCCUUCCUGCUCUGAACCAGCGUGCCCCCAGGACUGCCAAGGCCAUGGGCAGUGUGUGUCAGGAGGAUGCGUGUGUGACCCUGGUUACUCUGGACCCGACUGUGGGACCCGGGCCUGCCCUAGCAAUUGUAACCGACGUGGCAUGUGCCAAAACGGCCGAUGUAUCUGCGAGCCAGGUUUUACCGGCCCAGCAUGUGGUACCAAAUCUUGUCCCAAUGAUUGCAACCAGAGAGGACGCUGUCUGAAGGGAGGAGUGUGUGCCUGUCACAAGGGCUACACAGGGCCUGACUGCGGACAACUGGCAUGUCCAGAAGACUGCAGUGGCCACGGAGAAUGCCAGAAUGGAGUGUGUCUGUGCCAGGAUGGUUAUUCUGGAGAUGACUGCUCCAUAGAGAUUCCAUCCAUUGGUGUCCGUGUGUCAAACCGAGAUGAAACAUCUUUCCGUCUGGAGUGGAAUCGCCCAGAGAUUCCUGUGGACGCCUAUGAGAUCCAUGUCUUACCCAAGAAGGAUCGGCAGGCUGGUGAAUCUGUACGCUUACCUGGUUCUGAGACAGUCUUUGAACGCAGAGGACUGACACCUGGAGAGGAAUAUACAGUCACCAUACGGGCAGAAAAGGGGCAGCGCUAUGGACCGCCUGUCUCUCAGACCAUUCAAACACGCGUGGCUCCUCCCCGUGGCCUGAAGUCAUCACAGGUGACAGAAAACACCAUGACAUUGCGGUGGGAUCCACCUGCCUCUCGCCCUGAUGGAUACAUCCUCAGCUAUGUUCCUGUAGUUGCUGCCCGUCCAGCCCAAGCCACAAAACGCGUGGAGCUGCCAGCAGGGCCUGAAACGGUCACCUUGGAUGGGCUGGACAGCAACACCCGCUAUCGCAUCACUCUGGUCGCUCGCCAGAGUGGUGAGAGCAGCCGAGCCACCAGCAUCAUCACCAGCACUACUGCACUCCCUCCAAGGCCACCAGUCCGCCAGUACUCGACACCACCACCCUCUUCCCGUUUAAGACCUGAUGCUUCCCCUACUCACCCGGAAGCCACGAAGCCAGGCACCAGGCUACCACCAGGCCGCAACACCACCUUAGUGACCAAGGAGCUCUUCCUGAAGAAAAUUACCCAGAAUAUCUCAGCCAAGCUUUCCCCAUACAACGGGACUCUCCUUGAACGCUUGGAGAGUUACCUCCGGGCCACCAACUUCCCUGUCCAGGGCAACCGGACCAUUGAAAAUGUGGCCAGGGAUAUCUACAUCUACCUCAUUCGUUGGAAGCCAAAGGAGUUCCAAGAGAGGGUCAAGGAACGCCUCGUGAAAGAGACAAAUAGCUCAUUUCCUCAAAGGGAAUUCCCUAUGGAGGGAACUGAUAGUGUCUACUCAGAAGGGUACAUCCGUUCUGACCAUGCCAAACCAUCAGUGAUCACCAGCUCCCCCGAUGGCAUCGAAGUAUCAUUGGACGGCGUAAGGGGUCUCUCUGAUAACGUGAUUAUCCGCUUCCGAAAUACAGGGAGUGGAGAAGGAGGGGAAGUAACAGUACCUGGGGACACUUCCAGAGCAGUCAUCACCGGACUGGCUCCUGGCACAACCUACCAAGUGGAAAUCCAUGGCGUUGUGAAAGGCCAUUCCUCUAAGUCAUACUCCUUUAUAACGGCCACAGCUCCAGCUUCGCCUACAGCGGCCAAGGCUCGGCCUGUCCUGAGUACUACCCGGAGCCCAGAAGUGUCACUGAAGGACCUAACAGUAACAGAGACCUCUCCAAACAGUCUGCGAGUCUCUUGGUCAGCCCCACCCAGUUCCUUCCGUGGCUUUUCCCUUCAGUAUAGGGAUCCCCAGUCCAAUGCAACACCUGGGGAAGUCAGAGUACCGGGGACAGUGACAAGUGUCAAUGUGAUGGGCUUGACCCCUAGAACUGACUAUGAACUGCAGUUAUAUGGAGAGAAACCCAACGGGCGUUAUGAGGGUCCAAUAGCAACCAAGGCAUCAACAGCCCCACCAGCAGAAUUAGAGAAGCCCAGUUUGGGAGAGAUCUCAGUCUUGGAAGUGACCGAGAAUGCUGCACGCCUUUCCUGGAGUGUCGCCACUGGGACCUUUGACUCCUUUUUAAUCCAGUAUAAGGAUGCCGAAGGCAAACCAAAGUCACUGCCUUUGAAUGGGGAUUUGCGAGAAGCUAUCAUCUCUGACUUGGUACCUUCCCGAAAAUACAAGUUCAACCUUUACGGACUGGUAGGACGCAAACGUCAUGGCCCUGUAUCCACAGAAGCAGUCACAGUAAAGCCAGACAAGAGACUGACGGCACCACCUGGCUUGGGAGAACUCUCUGCCUCAAAUAUCACAAGUGACUCUGUCCACCUGUCCUGGAAUGUCCCCUCUGGCAGCUUUGACUCCUUUGUGAUCCAGUACAAGGAUGCCGAAGGCAGGCCUCAAGUGUUGCCCACAGAGGGCGAUGCCCGCGAAGUCACAAUCCCCAGCCUGGCUCCUUCCCGCCGGUACCGCUUCAAUCUCUAUGGCAUCUCCAAUCGCAAACGCCUUGGCCCUGCCACCAAAGAUGUCACCACAGCACCGCGGGAAGAAGAGACCAUGCCGGAGGCUGUCCUCGGUGACCUCUCUGUCUCAGAUACCACCAGUGACUCAGUCCGUCUCACAUGGAGCAUCCCCACAGGCACUUUUGACUCCUUCUUGCUCCAGUACCAAGACUCAAAGGGCAAUGACCAAUCCCUGCCUGUAAACUGGGAUUCUCGUGAGGUUACCAUUUCCAAUUUGGUUCCCUCCCAAAGAUACAGGUUCAACCUCUAUGGCAUCUCCGGCUCUCAACGUCUGGGACCUGUUUCUGCUGAUGCUGUUACAGCUUCUAAGGAAACUAAAAAGGAAAGACCAGGAGAGACAAAACCAAUUCAGCCCAGCCUAGGAGAGCUCUCAGUCUCUGUUGUCAGCAGUGAUUCCCUCCUCCUCUCCUGGACUGUCCGUACUGGGAAUUUUGACUCUUUCCUGAUCCAGUACAAGGAUGCAGAGGGCAAGACUCAGGCGGUGCCUGUGGAGGGAGACUCUCGUGAGAUCACCAUCUCUAACCUCAAUCCUUCCCGUAGAUAUAAAUUCAACCUCUAUGGAGUCUCUGGGCGCAAGAGAUCUGGCCCCAUCUCCACUGAAGCCAUUACAGCUUCCACUGCAGGCUCAUCCGAGCUUGAAGCUGGGAGACCUGUUGAGCCCAACCUAGGAGAGCUCUCAGUCUCAGGUGUCACCAGUGAUUCCCUCCUCCUCUCCUGGACUGUCCGUACUGGGAGUUUUGAUUCCUUCCUGAUCCAGUACAAGAAUGCAGAGGGCAAGACUCAGGCCCUGCCUGUGGAGAGGGACUCCCGUGAGAUCACCAUUCCUAACCUCACUCCUUCCCACAGAUACAAGUUCAACCUCUAUGGAGUCUCUGGGCGCAAGCGGUCCAGCCCCAUCUCCACUGAAGCCAUUACAGCCUCCACCACAGUCUCACAGGAAGAUGAAGAACAGACUGCUUUUCAGCCCAGCCUGGGAGAGCUCUCAGUCUCAAAUAUCGCAUCCGACUCUGUCCGUCUCUCCUGGACUGUCCGCACUGGGAGCUUUGAUUCUUUCCUAGUGCAGUACAAGGAUGCUGAAGGCAAACCCCAGGCUUUGCCUGUGGAAGGAGAUGCCCGUGAAGUCAUUGUUCCCAGCCUGGUUCCUUCUCGCAGAUACAAGUUCAAUCUCUAUGGAGUCUCUGGACGCAAACGGUCCGGCCCACUCUCUACCGAAGCCACCACAGCUGCUACAGCAACAUCCCCAGAGGUGACCACGGAAAGAGUAACCAUUCAGUUAAGCCUGGACCAGCUCUCCGUUACGGAUGUUACCAAUAAUUCAGUCCGCCUCUCCUGGCUUGUCCCUACUGGGGAUUUUGACUCCUUCCUAGUCCAGUACAAAGACUCAGAAGGGAGACUUCAAGCGUUGCCUGUGAAUGGCGUGUCCCGCACCCUCACUGUAGCAAACCUGGAGCCCUCACAGAGAUAUAAAUUCAACCUCUAUGGGGUUUUUAGAAGCAAGCGUUAUGGCCCUUUGUCUGUGAUGGCUGUCACAGCCCCAGUCUCAGCAUCACAACCAGAACAAGCGGGAGUAUUGGCCUCACAGCCCAAACUUGGGGAACUCUCCACUUUUGACAUUUCUAGUGACUCACUCAGGCUCUCCUGGACUGUCUUGACUGGGCCAUCCUUUGACUCUUUCCUAAUUCAAUACAAGGAUGCAGAGGGUAAACCCCAGGCCUUGCCUGUAGAGGCAGCUACCCAUGAAGUCACCAUUUCCAACCUUGUACCUUCCCGUAAAUACAAAUUCCAUCUUUAUGGAGUCUCUGGUACCAAGCGGAUUGGCCCCCUUUCUACUGAGGCAAUCACAGCUUCACUGAUGGAGAAGCCCACUCCCCCUCUUAGGCUGGGGCAGCUGACAGCUAACAAUGUCAUGCCAAAUUCUCUGGAUCUCUCUUGGACUGUGGAAGAAGGAACUUUUGAUUCUUUUAUCAUCCAGUAUCGAGAUGCUCAGGACAAACCCCAAGCUCUCCCUGUCGAUGGGACCCUGCGUUCUCUCCAUCUCCAUGACUUGGUCCCCUCUCAUAGAUACCAGAUCAACCUCUAUGGUGUCUCAGGCAGAAAACGUCUUGGUCCCAUCUCCACUGAAGCAGAGACAGCCCCGUCACCCACAACGCCACCGCCACCUCAGCCCACCUUAGCGGAUCUCUCUGUUUGGAAUGUCACCAGUGAUUCUGUCCGUCUCUCCUGGUUGGUCCCCACUGGGAGCUUUGACUCCUUCACGAUCCAGUACAAGAACACAGAGGGGAAACCCCAGUCGCUGCCAGUGGAGGGGGACUCUCGUGAAAUCACUGUCCCCAAUCUGGCUCCUUCACGGAAAUACAAGUUUAAUCUCUAUGGAAUCUCUGGUCGCAAGCGUGUGGGCCCCAUUUCUGCAGAAGCUGUCACAGUUCCAGCUCCACAGGAUCCUCCAGUUCCCCCCAGCCUGGGAGAGCUCUCUGCCUCCGACAUCACCAGCAACUCUGUCCUCCUCUCCUGGACUGUCCCCACUGGGAGCUUUGACAGCUUCCAGGUCCAGUACAAGGAUGCAGAAGGCAAACCUCAGGCCAUUCCAGUGGAAGGAGUCUUUCGUGAGAUCAUCGUCCCUGACCUGGUCCCAUCCCGCAGAUACAAGUUCAACCUGUAUGGACUAACUGGACGCAAGCGCCUGGGCCCUAUAUCUACUGAUGCUGUUACAGUGGCACCUCCAGCAGAAACACGAGCACCACCCAGCUUGGGACAGCUGUCUGUCUCUAACAUCACCAGUCAUUCUGUCUAUCUCACCUGGACCGUCCGAACAGGGAACUUUGACUCCUUCUUAAUCCAGUACAAAGAUACUGAAGGCAAACCACAGGCAUUGCCACUGGAUGGAAGUACCCGUGAGACCACCAUCACAGGCCUGUCUCCUUCCCGUCGAUACAAAUUCAAUCUCUUUGGAAUAUCAGGGCGCAAACGCCUUGGCCCAGCCCCUGCUGAUGCAGUCACAGCAUCUGCAGCAAAGAAGGAAGAGCCAGUGCAGCCCAGCCUAGGGGAGCUCUCCAUCUCCGAAGUCACCAGCACUUCUGCUCUUCUCUCCUGGACAGUCCCAAAAGAAAGUUUUGACUCAUUCCUGGUCCAGUUCAAGGACGCGGAAGGCAAGCCCCAGUCAUUGCCUGUGGAAGGAACCUCUCGUGAGGUCACUGUUUCAAACUUGGCUCCUUCCCGCAGAUACAAGUUCAAUCUUUUUGGUGUUUCUGGUCGCAAGCGUUUGGGCCCUGUUUCCUCUGAGGCCACCACAGCUGAACCAGAGGAAGAAGAAGAGAUAGAUGAAGGGCGCAAACCUCGCUUGGGGGAGCUCUUGGUCUCAGAAACCAACAGUGAUUCGGUCCACCUUUCUUGGAGUGUCCCGGUUGGACGUUUUGACUCCUUCCUUAUUCAGUAUGAAGAUGGAGAGGAUGAUGUGCAGACCCUGCCUGUAGAUGGUGGCUCUCAUGAGGUCACAGUCCCUAACCUGGUUCCUUCCCAGAGGUACCAAUUUGACCUCUAUGGUAUCUCUGGUGGUGAGACCCUUGGACCCAUAUCCACUGACACCUUCACAGUUCCAUUGCCUCAAGAGCAGCAAGUGAAAGGAACAGCAACUCCACCCCCAGAGCCCAACUUGGGGGAGCUCUCUGUAACUGAUGUCACCAGCGAUUCUGUCCGUCUGUCUUGGGAUGUCCCCAGGGGGACUUUUGACUCCUUUGUGGUCAAGUACACGGAUGCUGAAAGCAAGCCCCAGGAAAUUCCUGCAGAUAAGGAGACCAACUCAGUGGUGAUCUACUACCUGGUGCCUUCCUACAGAUACACAUUCUACCUCUAUGGCAUCUCUGAACGCAGGCUCUUUGGCCCGGUCUCCAUCAGUAUUGUCACAGCUACAACAGGAGAUAAAAAGCACCAAGAGGAAGAGGCAGGCAAGGAACUCCCCACUGGAACGGAGCCCCGCUUGGGGAUACUCACGGUCUCUGAGGUCACCAGUAACGCUGCCCGUCUCACCUGGACCGUCCCCCUGGGAGCUUUUGACUCUUUCUCAAUCCAGUAUAAGGAUGCAGAGGGAAGUCCCCAGGCACUGCCUGUAGGAGGAGAGUCCCGUGAGGUUAUGGUCCCCAAUUUGGUCCCCUCUCAUAAAUACAGGUUCAAUCUUUACGGUAUCUCUGGACAACGACGUCUUGGACCCAUUUCUGCCAAUGCUGUCACAACAGCUCUGGGAACAACACAUGAUGAGAAGCCCCGAGGGGUGGAAGAAGAUGCAGACAAGGACAUGUCUGCUGGAAUGGAGCCCCGACUGGGGGAGCUCACAGUUUCUGAGGUCACCAGUAACUCUGCCCGUCUCACCUGGACUGUCCCUCUGGGAACUUUUGAUUCUUUCUCCAUUCAGUACAAGGAUGCAGGAGGAAGAUUCCAGAUGCUUCCUGUAGGAGGAGGUUCCCGUGAAAUCAUGGUCUCCAACUUGGUCCCUUCUCACAAAUACAAGUUCAAUCUCUAUGGUCUAACUGGACAAAGGCGACUGGGACCCAUCUCAGCCAUUGCUGUGACAACAGCCACAACAGGUGAUGAGAAGCACCAAGAAGUGGGAGAAGAAGCAGUCAAGGAGGUCCCCACUGGAACACAGCCCCACUUGGGGGAGCUCACAGUUUCUGAGGUCACCAGUAAUGCUGCCCAUCUCACAUGGACCAUCCCCCUGGGAACCUUUGAUUCUUUCUCAAUCCAAUACAAGGACGCAGAAGGAAGACCCCGGGCGCUCCCUGUAGGAGGGGGCUCCCGCGAGGUCACUGUCCCCAACUUGGUCCCCUCUCACAAAUACAGGUUCAAUCUUUAUGGUAUCUCUGGACAACAACGUCUCGGACCCAUCUCUGCCAAUGCUGUGACAAAAGCUACAGAAACACCAAGGCAGGAAAGAGAGGAGAAGGAAGAUGAAAAGGUGCUAGAGGAACCAAGCGAGAGCGUUCAGCCCAUUCUAGGAGACCUCACCGUCUCUGAGGUCACCCCUGAUUCCCUUCUCCUCUCCUGGAGCAUCCAGGAAGGUAGUUUUGAUUCUUUCCUCAUCCAGUACAAGGAUGCAACAGGCAAGCUCCAGAUGCUUUCUGUGGAUGGAGCCAUGUGCUCCCUCCAUCUCUACAACCUGGCACCUUCACAGAGCUACAAAUUCAAUGUCUUCGGAGUCACUGGCCAAAAACGUCUUGGGCCCAUCGUGAUCGAUGCGGUCACAGCAGCACAAGAGACAUCUCAGGGAGAAGGUACCGUUCAGCCAAGUCUAGGGGAUUUGUCUGUCUCUAAGGUCACCAGUGACUCGGCCAGUCUGUCCUGGAGCGUGCUGGGACUUUGGACUCUUUUCUUGCUCCAGUACAAAGACACAGGGGGCAAGCCUCAAGCCCUGCCUCUGAAUGGUAACUCACGGGAGGUCACCAUCCCGGGCCUGGCUCCAUCUCACAGAUAUAAGUUCAAUCUUUAUGGCAUUAGCGGGCACAAACGACUGGGUCCCAUCUCUACAGAGGCCAUCACAGGUCCAGGCACUAAACCAGAGAGCAGAUCUCAGCUCAAGCUUGGAGAACUGUCAGCCCAGGACAUCACAGCAGAAUCUCUCCUCCUCUCCUGGACUGUGGAGACUGGGAAUUUUGACUCCUUUAUCAUCCAGUACCGAGAUGCAGAUGGCAAACCCCAUGCUUUACCUGUGGAUGGGAGUUUGCACUCAAUGAAGCUUCAUGACUUGGUUCCCUCUCACAAAUACAGAUUCAACCUCUAUGGUGUCUCUGGACGCAAGCGUUUUGGACCUGUUUCUACAGAAGCCAUUACAGCUGCUUCUGAAAAGGCACCCCCUCCCCGGCCCAGCCUGGGGGAGCUCUCCGCUUCUGACAUCAACAGUACGUCUGCUCGCCUAUCUUGGAAUGUCUUGACUGGGAAUUUCGACUCCUUCAUUGUUCAAUACCGAGAUGCAGAGGGGAAACCCCAAGCGUUACCUGUGGACAGAAACUCCCGUGGGGUGGUCAUCUCCAACUUGGUGCCUUCCCGCAGAUACAAGUUCAACCUCUAUGGCAUCUCUGGACGCAAGCGCCUUGGCCCCAUCUCCACCGAAGCAGUCACAGAACGAAUGGAAGAACCAGAGAUCCACCCUACACUGGGUGACCUCUUCAUCUCCGAAGUCACCAAAGACUCUGUCCGACUCUCAUGGACCAUUCCUGCUGGGAAAUUUGAUUCUUUCCUCAUCCAGUACAAGGAUGCUGAAGGAAGGCUGCAGACUGUGCCCACUGAUGCCGAUGCCCGCACAGUUGUUAUCUCUAACCUGAUGGAUUCUCACAGAUACAAGUUCAACCUGUAUGGCAUCUUAGGGAGGAAGCGGCUUGGACCAAUAUCUACUGAUGCAGUCACAGCUUUCCCAGAUGCACCCAAUGAAUUGGCCACCGUGCUGGAGCGCCUGGUUGUCUCCGAAGUGACGCCCACUUCUAUGCAGCUUACCUGGGAAGUUCCUGAGGGAGAAUUUGAUGCCUUCCUGGUCCGAUACAAGGAGUCCCUCCUGGGCAGUGGGAGAAGCCCCCCGCCAGCCAAGGAAGUGACAGUGGCUGGGGAUGAGCGCUCAGCUGUGCUGCGUGGUCUUACACCCAACACUGAAUACAGCUUGACAGUCUAUGGCAUCAAGGAAGGAUCCCAAGUAGCCAACAUCAACACAGCAGCAAGGACCAGCAGCCUAGAACUGGACAGUCCCCGGGAUCUAUGGUUUAGUGACAUCCGUGAGACCUCUGUUGUGGCCAGCUGGAGAGCACCAUCCUCUCGCAUUGAUCGCUAUAAAGUCUCCUUCCAACCCUCAGAUGGAGGUGAACCCCAAAGUAUUUCUGUGGAUGGAUCCAAACUCAGAACAACCAUCGAGGGUCUGACUCCUGGGGCCAGCUAUGAGGUUACUGUGGUGUCCAUCCGGGGAUUUGAAGAGAGCGAACCUUUGGUGGGCUAUGUCACCACAGUUCCAGAUGGUCCUUCGGAUUUGCGAGCCAUCAAUGUAACUGUCUCCUCAGCAGUGCUGAUGUGGCAUCCUGCCAUGGCUGAGAUGAACAACUACAUUGUCACCUAUGGACCCAAUGGUGGCCCAAGAGUCUCUGAAUCAGUGCCAGGGAACCGGGUCCAGCUGCAGCUGUCGGGGCUACGCCGGGACACAGAAUACCGGGCCAGCGUCUAUGGGGAGAAGGAAGGAAACCGGAGCUCUCCCAUCAGUGUCACCUUCACCACUGGUGCGGAUGGACCCCGGGACCUCCGUGCUAGUGAGAUCUCAGCCCGCAGCGCUCGUCUCACUUGGUCACCACCACGUGCAGUUCCGGGUGGAUAUCUCUUGAGUUAUGAAACUCCAUAUGGGCAACUAAAGGAAAUCUCUUUGGACGCUAACGUCACUUCAUAUGAACUCCAAGACCUCAUUCCUUCCAGCCGUUACCAGGCUCAAGUCCAGGCACUGAGGAGAGGGAUGCUCACAGCUUCCACCUCCACAUCCUUCACCACCGAACAUCUGACAUACCCCUUUCCUCGGGAUUGCUCAGAGGAGAGCCUGAAUGGACCAGGACCCUCUCGGGUAACAACUAUUUAUCUUGGGGGCAACAGAGAACACCCCUUGCAGGUGUACUGUGACAUGGAGACUGAUGGAGGAGGCUGGAUAGUUUUUCAGCGUCGGAUGAAUGGCGAAACUGACUUCUGGCGUGAAUGGCAGGAUUAUGCCACAGGCUUUGGCAAUCUCACCCGAGAGUUUUGGUUAGGAAAUGAUGCUUUGCACCAGUUGACGUCCUCAGGAGACUAUGAGCUGCGUGUGGAUCUCCGUGCUGGGAAAGAGUCUGUCUAUGCCACCUAUCAGAGCUUCCGCGUGGACUCCCCUGCUGACUAUUACCGCCUCCACCUGGGCAGUUACAGUGGCACGGCUGGUGAUGCGUUCAGCUACCAUUCAGGCAGCGUCUUCUCCACUCGGGACAGGGACCCCAAUCGGGUUAUCAUCCCCUGCGCCGUCUCGUACCGCGGAGCCUGGUGGUACCGCAACUGCCACUAUGUCAACCUAAAUGGGCUCUACGCAAACAACCGCGACCACCAGGGCAUCAACUGGUUCAACUGGAAAGGAUUUGAGUUUUCCAUCCCCUUCACUGAGAUGAAACUUCGACCCCGUGGCUUCCAGCCUUUGAGGCGGGCGUGAGCAAGAAUGGGAGGCAUACAAAGUGACUGAGGAUGGCAGAGGAGGAGGAGGAGGAGGGAAUAAAUAUACCAACUGCUCCUCUGCGAUGGGAUACCUCAUACCCUCUCUUAAUUUCCCUGCCCUGAGGAAAAAAAAAAGAGAGAGAGAGAGAGAGAAAACCAAGAACAACAACGGACAAACAUUUUUAAAAGCACCUUGUAUUUGUUGUUAUUAUUAUUAUUAUUAUUAUCCUGCCACUCACUAGCCACAGAAUGCCAAGAGUAUGGAGCAUCCAGAAGAGUCAAGGACGGGGAAAGAGACUGAAGAGGAUGCAGUCACUUAGUUUAGAUGGUGUCACAGAAUAGCUGAACAGUCCUUUGCUCAGCAGUUCCAUUCUUUCUGGAGAGCCAUUGAGAAGGGAAUAAGGAGGGCAAGCUGGCCAGUGCCUUAUCCAUCCAUCCAUCCAUCCAUCCAUCCAUCCAUCCAUCCAUCCCCAAAAUGGGCCAGCUGCUAAGCUAGUUGCCACCAAUGGUGGUUUCUCCUCUGGGCUGGCAGCUGAUAUUGGCCUUGUCUCCUCCAGGUGCAAGUCCCUUUCUGUCCUUGGGCGCAUCUACACUGUAGAAAUAAAGCAUUUUGGCACCACUUUAAGUGUUGUGGCUCCAUCCUAUGGAAAUCUGGGAUUUGUAAUUUUACAAGCCUUACCAGCUAA
Sceloporus undulatus (fence lizard) is the source of this 12246-nucleotide messenger RNA. RefSeq names its product tenascin XB (gene TNXB). NCBI's taxonomy places the organism in Eukaryota, Metazoa, Chordata, Lepidosauria, Squamata, Phrynosomatidae. The record is from RefSeq and is a predicted model, not a curated record. Gene Ontology annotation, molecular function: protein binding.